This is a messenger RNA of Pelmatolapia mariae (spotted tilapia), 3736 nucleotides long. RefSeq names its product protein NLRC3-like. Gene Ontology annotation, biological process: intracellular signal transduction. The record is from RefSeq and is a predicted model, not a curated record. The coding region runs from base 16 to 2958 and encodes 980 amino acids. NCBI's taxonomy places the organism in Eukaryota, Metazoa, Chordata, Actinopteri, Cichliformes, Cichlidae. Gene Ontology annotation, molecular function: protein binding. The transcript is spliced from 12 exons.
UUUGUCAACAAUAAAAUGACAGCAGACCAAUUUGAACAAAGUUGCAGCAUGGAUCAGUGUGAGGACAGAGAGGAGGGAGUCCCUCCCUCUAAAAGCACUCUGUGUGGGGAACAUGAGAGCCAGACCAAAGCUCAGAGCCCAGAGCUGUGGGGCGUACCAGGCUCAGCUGGACAUAACCCUAAAACUAAUCCAGAACCUGGACCUGAACCCAGCUGUGUUUCCUUAAAGAGCAACAUGUCGAAGAGUUUUGAUAUAAACUUUAAAGGCUGUUCUUCUGCUGCUGAGAGAGCUUCUGCACAGUGUGGAGAAAGAUCCAGAAGCAGAGCUGGACUGCAGACAGCCAGUCAGAGCAGCUGUGUACAAACAGAUGUUGGUCUGCAGGAGGUUUUAGAUGAACAUAAGAUCAGUCUGAGGAGGAGAUGUGAACGUGUGACUGAAGGAAGUGAUGAAACAGGAAGUAGAACCCUCCUCAACAGGAUCUACACUGAGCUCUACAUCACAGAGGGACAGAGUGAAGAGGUUCAUACCCAACAUGAGGUGAGGCAGCUGGAGACAGCUUCCAAGAUGGACGCCCUCCAUGACGCUCCAAUCAGGUGCCAGGACAUCUUUAAAGCCUUACCUGACCAACAGAGACCCAUCAGAGUGGUUCUGACCAACGGCGUGGCUGGUGUUGGAAAAACCUUCUCAGUGCAGAAGUUCACUCUGGACUGGGCAGAGGGCUUGGAGAACCAACAUGUCAGUGUGGUGGUUCUGCUUUCAUUCAGGGAGCUGAACCUGAUCAGAGAUGAGCAGUACAGUCUUCUGGAGCUGCUCCAUGUUUUCCAUCCAACAUUACAGAAGGUCACAGCAGAGAAGCUGGCUGUCUCUCAGCUUUUGUUCAUCUUUGACGGCCUGGAUGAAAGCAGACUUUCAUUGGAUUUCACCAACAGGAAGCUGCUGUCUGAUGUCACACAGAAGUCAUCAGUCAGCCAGCUGCUGACAAACCUCAUCCAGGGGAAUCUGCUUCCCUCGGCUCUCGUCUGGAUAACUUCCCGACCCGCAGCAGCCAAUCAGAUCCCUCCUAAAUGUGUUGACAGGCUAACAGAAGUACGAGGCUUCACUGACGCCCAGAAGGAGGAGUACUUCAGGAGGAGAUUCAGUGAUGAAGAGCUGUCCAGCAGAAUCAUCUCCCACAUGAAGACAUCCAGGAGCCUCCACAUCAUGUGUAGUAUCCCAGUCUUCUGCUGGAUCACUGCUACAGUUCUGGAGCACAUGUUGACUACAGAGCAGAGAGGAGAGCUGCCCAAGACCCUGACUGACAUGUACUCACACUUCCUGCUGGUUCAGACAAAGAGGAAGAAGAACAAGUACCAUGAGGGACAUGAGACGAGUCCACAGGAGCUGACGGAGGCUGACAGGGAAGUUCUUCUGAAGCUGGGGAGGCUGGCGUUUGAACAUCUGGAGAAAGGAAACAUCAUGUUCUACCAAGAAGACCUGGAGCAGUGUGGUCUGGAUGUGACAGAGGCCUCGGUGUACUCAGGAGUUUGUACAGAGAUCUUCAAAAGAGAGUGUGUGAUCUUCCAGAAACCAGUCUGCUGCUUUGUUCAUCUGAGCAUUCAGGAGUUUCUGGCUGCAGUCUACAUGUUCCACUGUUUCACCAACAGGAAGACAGAGGUGCUAAGGAACCUUCUGGGAAAAAAUUAUUGGAAAUCAUCUCUGGCUGGUUUCCUGAACAGAAACAUGUCUAAAUCCCUCCAGAGUAAAAAUGGCCACCUGGACCUGUUUGUUCGCUUCCUUUAUGGCCUCUGUCUGGAGUCCAACCAGAGACUCUUAGUAGGUCUGCUGGGUCAGACAGAGAUCAGUCCAGGAACCAUCCAGAGAGUCAUCAACAACCUGAAGGGGAUGAACAGUGAUGAAAUCUCUCCUGACAGAAGCAUCAACAUCUUCCACUGUCUGAUGGAGAUGAACCACCUCUCAUUAUUUCAGGAGAUCCAAGAGUUCCUGAAGUCAGAGAACAGAUCAGAGAAGAAACUCUCUGAGAUCCAGUGCUCAGCUCUGGCCUUCAUGCUGCAGAUGUCAGAGGAGGUUCUGGAUGAGUUGGACCUGCAGAAGUACAAAACAUCAGAGCGGGGACGACCGAGACUGAUUCCAGCUGUGAGGAACUGCAGAAAGGCUGGACUGACUCAGUGUGGACUCUCAAAGUCUCACUGUGAAGUUGUGGCCUCAGCUCUGAAGUCCAACCCCUCCCAUCUGACAGAGCUGGACAUGAGUUGGAACAACCUGCAGGGUUCAGCAGUGAAGCGUCUGUGUGCUGGACUGGAGAGUCCAAACUGUGGACUGGAGACUCUGAGACUGACUGACUCUGGACUCUCAGAGUCUCACUGUGAAGUUGUGGCCUCAGCUCUGAAGUCCAACCGCUCCCAUCUGACAGAGCUGGAUAUGAGUAGAAACUACAACCUCCAGGAUUCAGCAGUGAAGCUUCUGUGUGCUGGACUGGAGAGUCCAAACUGUCGACUGGAGACUCUGAGAUUGAUGAGCUGUGGUUUGUCAGAGAUCAGCUGUGAUUAUCUGGCAGCAGCACUGAAGUCCAACCCCUCCCAUCUGAGACAGCUGGAGCUGAGCAAGAACAACAAGCUGCAGGAUUCAGGAGUGAAGCAUCUGUGUGGUUUCCUGGAGAGUCCAGGAUGUGGACUUGAAACUCUGAGAUUGGAGAACUGUGGUUUGUCAGAGAUCAGCUGUGAUUAUCUGGCAGCAGCACUGAAGUCCAACCCCUCCCAUCUGAGAGAGCUGGACCUGAGUGACAACAACAAGCUGCAGGAUUCAGGAGUGAAGCAUCUGUGUGGUUUCCUGGAGAGUCCAGGAUGUGGACUUGAAACUCUGAGAUUUUGGCGCUGUGGUUUGUCAGAGAUCAGCUGUGAUUAUCUGGCAGCAGCGCUGAAGUCCAACCCCUCCCAUCUGAGACAGCUGGAGCUGAGCUAAAACAACAACCUGCAGGAUUCAGGAGUGAAGCAUCUGUGUGGUUUCCUGGAGAGUCCAGGAUGUGGACUUGAAACUCUGAGAUUGGAGCACUGUGGUUUGUCAGAGAUCAGCUGUGAUUAUCUGGCAGCAGCACUGAAGUCCAACCCCUCCCAUCUGAGACAGCUGGACCUGAGCCUGAACAACCUGAAGGAUUCAGAUGUGAAGCAGCUGUCUGAUCUUCAGCAGAGUCCAGACUACAGACUGGAGACUCUGGUGUGGAGGUGAUGGUGGUAAACAGGACGGUGUGUGUGCUGAGAGAGGAGGAGCUGUGUCCUGAUGAUCCAGAGAGGUUGAAGCAGCAGCAGCUUGUGUGUAGAGACGCUCUGACUGGGCCAUGUUACUGGGAGGUGGAGAGGAGAGCUUCAUCCAGCAGUGACUGACAGAGGAAUGAAGUGCAGAUGACUGUCAGUGCUGCAGAGUGAACUGCUCUGAGAACAGCUCCACUGUCAGACACAAUGUAGAGUCCAGCAUCAUCCCUGUGUGUCCCUCUGGAUCUGACAGAGGAUCAUCAGUGUAUCUGGACUGCUCUGCUGCUGCUCUGUCCUUCUACAGUCUCUGCACAGUCUCUGUCUGACUCUGGCUUCAGACCCUCCUGGAUCAAACUCACCUGGAAAGACUUUCAAACAUCACUCAAUAGAUUUGAAUACAGAAUAUAUUUGAUAUAUACUGUAGAUGUACUGUAGAGUUGCAGUUUGUCACUUGUAAAUACAGUCUGUGAGCAGCUAUGAGCUGAAAGAUC